AUGACGGUUGCGGAGCUCCCGAGGAAGCCGGGAGGGAACAGCGCCAAAGGCAAGGAGCAGCGGGCCAACAUCUUCGCCACGUGGCGCCGCGACGCGCUAGGCCGGUUGGUGCAGCGUCGCUCAGCAGAGGCCGCCUUGCUCGCGGCCCAGUCAUUUGCAGCGCCUGGCAAGUCGCUUCAUCCAGGUUUCAGCCCUGCUGCGCUACUGACAGGCACUGGCGGCAGCAGCAGUAGCCGGAGUAAGGCCAAGGAGGACGCGCCUUUGCCCCUCUACGCCGUGCGCUGGCACCAGUCUUCGCCGGCGGACAGAAAGCCCGAAGACGGAGCAGGGGAGAAGCCGCCUGCAGUACUGAAGCUGACUUCGGCUCCAUUGGCUGAAGGCGACUUGCAAAGGGCACUGGAAGCUGCUAGGGCCGGUGCUCAGAUAGUGGCUGCGGCGCUGCCCACACCUGGCGCCUUCUGCAGCCAAGAGGAUGAAGUGAGCUUGGGCUGGCGCUUCGUACAGCUCAUCCAGCGGCUACUUGAAGAUGGCGUCGGCGCACGCUUGCUGGUGGUGUGCCCUGCGGCCGCUACUGGGGCCCUAGUCGCUGGCGCCAGCAAGGCGGUUGCCAUGGAAGAUUCCUCGCUGAAGAUCCAGCGUGCAUUCGUUCCUCUGCAGUGCCUGCAGAGACUCGACGAGCUCGUACCACGCCUUUGCGCGCUGUCGUCCGCACACAAAGAUGAGACGGACCUCUGGAUUCGAGAUGCCGGCUUUCGCGGACUCCCUUUUGUGCCCCGGCUUGAGCGGAUGCCAGCUGGAAGCGCCAAGGCUUCGCGUUUGCCCGCCCAUGGCCUCGACGGGGAGCCAGCAAAACUGCUCCUGACUGGGGCCACGGGCGGCCUUGGAAAGGCUGUGGUUUCGUGGCUGAUCAAGGAGCAGGGCUUCCAGCCGGAGCAGCUUUUGCUUCUGCGCCGCAUGGGAUCCAGCAAGUUGGAGGGGGACCUGGCCCGCUGCACCGUUGUCGAGGCUGCCAAAGUGGACAGCACCUCGGUGUUACAGGAGUCGCUCCUGCAGGUGCGUGGCGUGACAGGAAUCCUACAUCUGGCCGGCGUGCUCGAUGACGGAAUCGUCGGAGGAAUGACAGAGGACAGAAUGAGGAAGGUGGCCCAGCCAAAAUGCGGCAUGCUGGUGGCCCUGCUGAAUGCUGCGAAGGAGCUGCAGUGGCCGCUCCAGUGGACCGUCGGCUUCUCCUCCACCUCCUCGCUGUUCGGAUAUGCUGGGCAGGUGAACUACUGUGCAGCCAAUGCGCUGCUCGAUCAGCUGGCGGUCUUCAGCAGCGAAGGGGCGCGACCUGAGGGCGACCGAGCGCCAUGCCGCUUCAUCACCGUGAACUGGGGUCCGUGGGGUGAGGCGGGUAUGGCCCAG
Messenger RNA from Symbiodinium natans, 1404 nucleotides. The record is from the annotation of a GenBank genome assembly. NCBI's taxonomy places the organism in Eukaryota, Dinophyceae, Suessiales, Symbiodiniaceae.